Pyricularia pennisetigena is the source of this 1053-nucleotide messenger RNA. RefSeq lists its product as uncharacterized. The record is from RefSeq and is a predicted model, not a curated record. The coding region runs from base 1 to 1053 and encodes 350 amino acids. The transcript is spliced from 2 exons. NCBI's taxonomy places the organism in Eukaryota, Fungi, Ascomycota, Sordariomycetes, Magnaporthales, Pyriculariaceae.
AUGGCCUCAUCAUCAGGGGCCAGGACGCCCCGGAGCGUCUCGGACGCCACCCGAUUCACUCCUACUACACCACACGCCGCAUCCAAGGCCGCCGAGUCCUCCAGAUUCCAACCUCCAUCAUCAGCCGAUGCGGCCGCCCGCCCUGUCUCAUCCAAAUUCAAAGACCCCAGGAGACCACCGCCCCAGUCGCAGCAACCUCCCGGAGGAGGCGGCAUGCCCACGCCCGGAGCUCACAUAAACGAAACUCCCGAGCAGCGCGUCGCACGCCUGCGCGCCCAGCACCUGGCUGCUCGCAACGCCGAGCUGACGUUCCUGGACAAGUUUGUCGACAGGAGCCGACCGAUCCUGGACCGCGUGCACCGAUUCACCGUGCUGGGGCUGAUUGGUUUUACUGCAAUCGCGACUGUCGUGACGGCCUAUGCCGCCUUUGACAUGAUGGUGUACAAUCGCAAACGUAAGAGCGAGUUCAUAGCUGCCCAGAAGGAGAUGGACGAGUCAUCUCUGCAGGCCGCCCGUCUGGCCUAUAUGCGUGGCGACGCGACGGCCGAGCAGAUCGCCCUGGUUGAGGAGGCCAAGGCCAAAGGUAUCGACACAUCCUUCUUCAGCAACACCUCCGCAAGGACAGCGACGAAGCCGCCAGCAGCAGUAGAGGCGACGGUAACACAACCCGAGACACCCUCGAUCGACAUGAACCAAACAGGUUGGCAGGCGGUCAAGGGAUUCUUGUUUGGCGGACUGAAGACGGAAGAUGAUGUCGUCGCAGGGAAGCCCAGGACUGCUGCAAGCGACGCCGCGGCGGCCGCGGGCGGUAUCGUCAAGACAGUCGAGGACAAGGCCAAGGCUGCUUUUGAAAAGGAGAAGGAGAACCAGGCCAGCGGCGGCAUGCUGGACAAGAUAGGAACUGUUGCAGCCGCACCGCAACUCGAAAAGGCCGCGAGCAGUAUCCGCAUGAGCAAGCCCAGCAGCAGCACCAGUCCUGCCACCGCAGCAGGUGACGCUGCGCUUGCGACGGAUGCAGGCUCAACACCGCCGAAAAAGGGCUGGUUUUGGUAG